Messenger RNA from Impatiens glandulifera, 1745 nucleotides. Its product is annotated as fatty-acid-binding protein 2-like. The coding region runs from base 333 to 1574 and encodes 413 amino acids. Gene Ontology annotation, molecular function: fatty acid binding; intramolecular lyase activity. The record is from RefSeq and is a predicted model, not a curated record. Gene Ontology annotation, cellular component: chloroplast stroma. NCBI's taxonomy places the organism in Eukaryota, Viridiplantae, Streptophyta, Magnoliopsida, Ericales, Balsaminaceae. The transcript is spliced from 11 exons.
ACAUGGACUAAGAAAGCGGGUAUAGAGAGAGAAGGACGAAAGAGAACCAGAUGGAGGAAGAGAGAGAAACAAUGGAAACAGAAAAGUAAGACAAAGGCAGGCAGACUGAGAUUCCUUUGAUAGUCACCGACAUUGACAUCUUCUUCUUCAAACAAACGAAUAUUCCUUUCCUCUCUCCUCUCUUUCUCUGUUCCUUCCUACGCGGAUCAUCAUCCGCGCCGCGCCAGAGACCCUAAGAACCCUAAAACUCUAUUCAUGCAUCAUUUCCGUUGAUUCAGGCGCUUUGUUUCGUUUGGCUGAAGAAAUCUUUAAUUAGAUUACAAAUUUCAUAUAUGAGGCAUAAUUGGUCAGUUUUCCUUGAUCCUGACGGUGGAUCAUCGCCUUACAUCUUGCCAGCAGAUCCAAUCGUGUCUCAUAGUUUUGAAUUGCUGUGUCAAAUUGGUUCAUUAGUGAACAAUUCUAUUAACAACUCUAGAUACUUGUAUUCCCAUGGCAGCCUGGCUCUUCAGGAAGCUUUGAGUUGUAUAUCAAAGUUUGCUGGAACAUUGUUAUUAUGGUGUGCCAGUCGAUCAAACUCCAAUUUUUGUCAUGGAUCGUCAAGGAAUUCUUCUACUGUACAAUCAACAACUAUAACCUCAACUAGGAAUAAUAAUAAUCUCUUGGGAUUUCGCUUCGAUUUUAACUCGAAAGGUGAAAUUUCCUACCCAGUGAUUUUGGGGAAUGGAGCACAAGAGUUUUACUCAUUUCCAAUUUUCUCCUUGGCUGCUGCUCUAAUACCGCCGUUUGACAAUAUCUCCUCCAAGACAUUUAAAAUUCCGUUGGAGGAUAUGGAUAUGCAAAUGCAAAGAUGCUUAGAUAAAGGAGGGCCAUGUGAUGUUCAUUAUCGUGGUUGUGGUGAUCUUUCAUUUUUGGAUUCCGAUUGGAGAAGACACACAACUGAGCCUAGAACCGGCAUUGAGUUUCCAACUAUGUUGGAAAACAUGAUUGAUGACGAAAACAAUUUUAGCUCAAACCCUGAGGUCCUUGUUGGAACGGGAUCUAAGACAAUGAAGAUAAUCAAGAUCAAAACUCUGAAAGUUUAUGCGUUUGGCUUCUAUAUUCAUCCUUAUGAUGUUUGUAGAAAGUUGGGUCCAAAGUAUGCAUCAGUUCCAUUCGCUGACUUAACAAAAUGCCCAGAUUUCCUUAAAGACAUUCUCAGGGAGGACAUCAACAUGAGUAUAAGGCUUGUGGUUAACUAUAAUGGGAUGAAAGUUAGCUCGGUAAAAGAGGCCUUUGAGAAAUCACUUAGAGCGCGUUUGUUGAAGGCAAACCCAGAGACUGAUUAUGCCUGUGUAAAGACAUUUGGAUCUCUUUUCACACAAGAUGUUCCUUUACAUGUGGGAACAAUAAUAGAUUUCCGAAGAACAGCUGAUGGAAGAUUAAUAACUGAAAUUGGCGGUAAUAGGAUUGGUGCAGUCCAAAGCAGAGAUUUAUGCAGAGCUUUUUUCGAUAUGUAUAUUGGAGAUUACCCAGUCUCGGAGAAAACGAAGGAAGAAGUUGGGAAAAACAUCGUUAGUAUAAUCAGAUGGUGCUAAUUACCAAUCCAAACAUGUAGCAACUCUUAAUCUAGCGGUUUAGAUUUGGAAACAGGCUUAAACAAAGCGGGAAAUAUUGAACCAACCGCGUUAGUAUAUUCUUUGUAAAAUGUUUUUUAGGAUAGAAAAUUCAUUUGUUAUCUUACAAGUUCAAAUAAAAUUUAUGUUGCA